This is a messenger RNA of Huiozyma naganishii CBS 8797, 987 nucleotides long. It is a transcript of the gene HEM13, whose product is annotated as coproporphyrinogen oxidase. The transcript has a single exon. Lineage: Eukaryota; Fungi; Ascomycota; Saccharomycetes; Saccharomycetales; Saccharomycetaceae. Gene Ontology annotation, molecular function: coproporphyrinogen oxidase activity. The record is from RefSeq and is a predicted model, not a curated record. Gene Ontology annotation, cellular component: cytoplasm; mitochondrial intermembrane space. Bases 1 to 987 code for a protein of 328 amino acids.
AUGCCUGCUCCAACGGACUCUAACCACCUUCUCAUCAGAGAAAAGAUGGAAGCUUUGAUCCGUCGUAAACAAGCUGAGAUCACCCAGGGUCUAGAAUCCGUCGACACGGUCAAGUUCCACGCUGACACAUGGGAACGUGGUAACGACGGUGGUGGUGGUACCUCCAUGGUCAUCUCUAACGGUUCCACUUUCGAAAAGGGUGGUGUCAACGUCUCCGUUGUCUACGGUAACUUGACCCCAACCGCCAUUUUGGCCAUGAAGAACGACCACGCCGACUUGAAGUUGCCAGUUGACCCAGAGACCGGUCUCCCAGUGACUGAAGGUGUUAAGUUCUUUGCCUGUGGUCUAUCUAUGGUUAUCCACCCAAAGAACCCACACUGUCCAACCACGCAUUUGAACUACAGAUACUUCGAGACUUGGAACCCAGACGGAACUCCACAAAGUUGGUGGUUUGGUGGUGGUGCCGAUUUGACCCCAUUCUAUUUGUACGAGGAGGACGCUGUUUUGUUCCACACUAACCACAAGAACGCGCUAGACAAACACGACACCUCCUUGUACCCACGUUUCAAGGCCUGGGCUGACAAGUACUACUUGAUCGUCCACCGUGGUGAAACCCGUGGUAUCGGUGGCACUUUCUUCGAUGACUACAACGAAAAGGACCCAGAGGAAAUCUUGAAGAUUGUCGAGGACAGUUUCGAUGCCUUUUUGCCAUCGUACUUGCCAAUAAUCAAGAAGAGAAAGGACCUGCCAUACACACCAGAGGAGGAGAAAUGGCAACUGAUUAGACGUGGUAGAUACGUUGAAUACAACUUGAUCUACGACAGAGGUACUCAAUUCGGUUUGAGAACCCCAGGUUCCAGAGUGGAAUCUAUUUUGAUGACUUUGCCAGAACACGUCUCUUGGGUAUACAACCACCAUCCAGCCCCUGGUUCCAGAGAGGCCAAGUUGUUGGAGGUUACGACAAAGCCAAGAGAGUGGGCCCAGUGA